This is a messenger RNA of Hypanus sabinus (Atlantic stingray), 1755 nucleotides long. It is a transcript of the gene zcrb1, whose product is annotated as zinc finger CCHC-type and RNA binding motif 1. Gene Ontology annotation, cellular component: U12-type spliceosomal complex. Gene Ontology annotation, molecular function: zinc ion binding; RNA binding. The transcript has 8 exons. Gene Ontology annotation, biological process: mRNA splicing, via spliceosome. Lineage: Eukaryota; Metazoa; Chordata; Chondrichthyes; Myliobatiformes; Dasyatidae. Bases 447 to 1112 code for a protein of 221 amino acids. The record is from RefSeq and is a predicted model, not a curated record.
AAAUGUUGCGCCAUCGGUUGAUCGUGUGGGCCUGUACUGUCGUGUUUAGUCCCCGUUCUUGGAAGACUGGUGGCACUGGCUUCAGUGUGAUAGCUCCGGCUGAAAUGCUUCCCCAUCUAUUCUGCCCUCGGUUGAAGUUAGAACACGGGAAAUUAAAUUGCCCUGAUGCGGUGUGUCUUGAGUGCAUUUAAAUAUAGGUGUGAGAAUAGAAACACGUUUCACUGAUCGUUUGAGAUUAUCCGACAACACGCUCCCCUUCUUUCCUGAAGCGGUUGCCAAGCCAACUUCAAAUCUCGCGGGGCGGGACGGGGGGAGGAGGGAAACUCACAGCAACAUGGAGGCCGAGCGCUGCUGAUGUGUCUGGCCCCGCUGGCUAGUCAAUUAAUGCCGGAAGAGGACGUUGGGGAUCAGUUGCAAGUCAAGAAAGAAUUUCAAAUGAAAAGAAAAUGAGUGGGGGCCUGGCACCAAGCAAAAGCACAGUAUAUGUAUCAAAUUUGCCGUUUUCACUGACAAACAGUGAUUUGCACAAGAUUUUUUCCAAGUAUGGCACAGUUGUAAAGGUUACAGUAUUGAGGGACAAGGAUUCCAGGAAAAGUAAAGGUGUGGCAUUUGUUCUGUUCCUGGAUAGAGAAUCGGCACAUAACUGUACCAGGGCACUGAACAACAAGCAGUUGUUUGGUAGAACAGUGAAGGCGAGUAUUGCAGUUGACAAUGGCAGAGCAUCUGAAUUCAUCAGAAGGCGCAAUUAUACUGACAAAUCCAGAUGUUAUGAAUGUGGAGACUAUGGUCAUUUGAGUUAUGCUUGUCCAAAAAAUAUGCUUGGAGACCGAGAGCCCCCCAAAAAGAAAGAGAAGAAGAAAAAGAAAAAAAUCAGUGAACCGGAAGAAAUUGAAGAGGAAGAGGAGGAGGAAAGUGAAGAUGAGGGAGAAGAUCCUGCUCUUGAUAGCUUAAGCCAAGCUAUUGCUGUCCAGCAAGCAAAGAUUGAGGAGGAAGAACUUAGACGUAAACAAACAGCUGAAGAUGCAAAUGAAUGUUCAACAUCUGAACUGUCGAAGCGCCCACGGAUAAAAAAAAGUGCAUACUUCAGUGAUGAAGAGGAGCUGAGUGACUAGAUUGUUUUUCAAUGUGUAUUUAAAUAGAGAAAAGGCAUUUAAAUGGUCCAGGUUAAUUAGACUAGAAUUCAAGGUUUCAUGGAUGCUCUCAGCCAUUACAGGUGGACUGAAUAUUUUAAUACCUUUUGGAAUAUGUGAUUUUAUUUUUCAUUUUAAUGCUUCCGACAUUCAUAGUGAAAGGAUUAUUAUGAAGUUUACCAACAGCUUACUGAUUGCAGUGCUUUCUAGCACAUUUUUGCAUAUGGUAGCCAAACUUUAAUAUUCCACUUUCAUGAGUUGAAUCUCACUGUGAAGACCACAAUCAUGGAAACCUUUGUUGUUGUCUAAUUCAAAAUUGUUGUGUAUUCCCUCAAAGUAAACACUUGAUCAAAUUCCUCCUGUGUGAAUGAAAUAAAAUUGUUUCAGACACACUAUUCUGACUUCAGAAUAAAAGCUGGAAUUAAUUCAACGUUCAAAAUGGCAGUUGCUUAGACUUUUUUAAAAAACUGCAGAAAAAUAUUGUUGCCCGAAGAUGGUAUAUUAGCCAAAGAUUUUGUUUCAUUAUCGAUAUACAAAUGGGAUGGUUAAAAGCAUCUUCAAAUUGACUUCCGAUAUGAAUUAUGUGAAUAGUUAAACUCUGGUGUGUAGUUGUUAUUAUUAACUG